AUGUCGGGUGCAGCAACCUCUGCAGGAGCUUCCAAGUUCAAUGCCUUUAUGAACCAUCCAGCAGGCCCUAAAACGGUCUUUUUCUGGGCCCCGCUCAUGAAAUGGUGUCUGGUCGCUGCAGGUUUAAAGGACAUAACACGUCCUGCAGAUAAACUCAGUGUAUCUCAGAACGUUGCCCUAGCCGCCACGGGCUUCAUCUGGGUCAGAUACUCCUUGGUUAUUACGCCAGUAAAUUAUAGUUUGGCCGCUGUCAACUUUUUCGUCGGCCUUUCCGGCCUAACACAACUCGGUCGCAUAGCAAACUAUCGUUACAAUCCACAGGCGGCAGAACAGAAAGUCAAGGCUUGA
Marasmius oreades (fairy-ring Marasmius) is the source of this 348-nucleotide messenger RNA. It is a transcript of the gene MPC2, whose product is annotated as Mitochondrial pyruvate carrier 2. Gene Ontology annotation, biological process: pyruvate import into mitochondria. Lineage: Eukaryota; Fungi; Basidiomycota; Agaricomycetes; Agaricales; Marasmiaceae. Bases 1 to 348 code for a protein of 115 amino acids. Gene Ontology annotation, cellular component: mitochondrial inner membrane. The record is from RefSeq and is a predicted model, not a curated record. Gene Ontology annotation, molecular function: pyruvate transmembrane transporter activity. The transcript is spliced from 5 exons.